This is a messenger RNA of Huiozyma naganishii CBS 8797, 918 nucleotides long. RefSeq lists its product as uncharacterized. NCBI's taxonomy places the organism in Eukaryota, Fungi, Ascomycota, Saccharomycetes, Saccharomycetales, Saccharomycetaceae. The record is from RefSeq and is a predicted model, not a curated record. Gene Ontology annotation, cellular component: membrane. The transcript has a single exon. The coding region runs from base 1 to 918 and encodes 305 amino acids.
AUGGAUACUCAAGCACCACCCCAAGUUUACGACAAGCAGCAGAGGACGAGUUCAACCACUCCCACAAGGUUUAACACCGGCGGUAAUGCUGCCUCCCACGUUGGAUUCUUCAUCCUACGUUUCUUGCAGUUUUGCAGUGCCGUUCUAGUCAUGUCGCUUUUGGCAUACAGUUUGAACAGCUACAACUUCUUUGGUUCCAAGAGGGCCAAUUUCUGCCUUUCUGUCGGGGUCAUUGGUACUUUCUACAUUAUGUGCGUGAUCGUGCUUGUGUGGCUCAUGCCAAAGGUCGUUCUGGUGGGCCCAUAUCUGAUUAUGGAGAUCGUUAUAUGCCUGCUAUGGCUCUGUGGGUUCAUCGUCAGUGCAAAAGUGUUCGGUUCGCAUUCGUGUUCUUCUAAUGGGUUUUCGUACGACCCUUUUGUCGGGAGAAUCACAGACCACUCACACAAGCGGGCAUGUCAGGCUGCCAAAUCGUCGAUCGCCUUCUCCGGGUUCUCCUUCGUCCUGGGUGUCAUUACAAGCAUUCUACUUGGUGUCUACGUGCUGAAGCCCAUCACUGAGGCUUACGGGAACGGUGGUCUUUGGAAGACCGGUUCCUCCAUGGGGACAAGACUCCACCGUUCUUCUGGUUUGGAGUUGAAUAACCCACCAAACGGCGAGUCCGGUUAUGCUGGAGACUCGUACGGCACAACGGGUACUGCCGUGGCGCCUGCACAAGACGACCUGGAGGCAAACAACAGGGUCUACAACAGAGACCAGCGCACCGUGUCCACCAACUCUACAAACAACGACGGUUCUUACCACCACGAAAAAGUGGUACACGCCUCGGGAAGAGUCAGUGGUGACACCGCCGUUUCCAAUGGUGUCCCAGCUGCUACCACCACCGCCAACACAGCCACUAAUAACGAGUUCGGGUAUUGA